Molecule: messenger RNA, 3170 nt
Organism: Sycon ciliatum
Lineage: Eukaryota; Metazoa; Porifera; Calcarea; Leucosolenida; Sycettidae
Product: centrosomal protein of 72 kDa-like
Exons: 15
Coding region: 107-1975 (622 amino acids)
Molecular function (GO): protein binding
Source: RefSeq, a predicted model, not a curated record
AUAGGGAUCGAAUCACUUUCAGCGGACCACCUCCUUCAUUGAUUUAUCAGUUUUGACGCCAGCCAUUGGAUAAAUCAUCUCAUCGUGACCCCGUACUGUCACUAGAAUGCCGUUCGUGUCCGCCACGGAGAAGUGGAUAUGCCAGCGAGUGGGUAUCUCACAUGCCGAAACCGUUGACGUGACUGUCUUGACACUGCCGGGCAGCUAUCGGGAGAAGAUCUGCGAGCUCAACAGGUCAUUGAUCAGUUUCACGUCGCUACGGAAACUGGACUUGUCGAACAACGCGCUGACUAACCUGGAUGGACUGGAUCGACUGACGGCGCUGGAAACACUCAACCUCUACAACAACAGCAUCUGUGACAUUCGCCACAUACACACACUGAAACACAACACAAGCCUGCAGGACCUGGACUUUCGGCUCAACCCGGUGACAACCAACGAGACAUGCUACCGUCUCCUGGUCGUGCACCUGCUGCCAAGACUGAGAGUGCUAGAUAAACGAUCUGUUGGUAAGGAUCGCCAAGCUGCAUUGCAACACUUUGCCACCGAUCAGGCUAGUCCGACUGCUCUUGCCCAGCUGGCCGACGACGUCGCAGUGACCGUAGCGAUGCCACACCAACCGCCGCCACCGCCCAGCACAUCAGUGCGGGACCCGGCUACGCGACUGGUCCGCAGCGACCAAGGUGCACAAACAACUGCGUCACGCCGACGCUUGGUGGAGUCGCUCGCCUCUCAUCCCACCGCCCUGGAUGAAGACAUUACGUCGCUGGUCGACCGCGUACAGCAGUGCGGCGGAGAUCUGACCCGACCACUGGCAAGGACAGGGAAUGUUGCUGAUCAUCCCACCGCGGUCGUUGAAAUACCGAUACAGGAUCGUGCAUCGCCACCCUCGGCUACACUGCCAGAACAACCGUCCACACGACUAGCCGCUCAUCGCCAGUGUACAGAGCCAGAGCCACCAUCGGCCACAGCAAACACAGGUAUUAAUCACCAGCACGGCCGUCGUCAGCUGAUCCGCUACAAUGCCGACAACGCGGCUGCCCCGUACCACGUGACGGGGCACGCUACACUGCAACCUCGGCAUGUGCCGCUGCCGACCACCGUAUCCCCGGACGACCAGCAGGACAUGGUGGAGCAUCGACCAAGAACGAAAACCUUGAACGAGGCACAGACAGCCGGUAGCGGAGAUGCAAUUGAUCACCUGAUUGCAUCAAUACGGCGACUGACACCAGGAUCUACGAGGUCUAUUGAAGGAGGGAAACAGCUACGUGCUGAAGUAGUCUCAAUGCUACACAGCCCCGAUGUCUGGAGGACACUGGUGCGAGAACGCCAGCAGCAGCAGCAGCACGAUAGCAGCAAGACUCGGCAGCAACACUUUAGCAGUGGCGGUGACGCCCAGCAACAAGUCGGCACCAGUUACCAUGGUAACCAAUGUGAUCACCAUGGUAACGGUGCUGGUGACCCUGCUUCAGGUCAGCCCCCUAGUGACCAACAGCAGCAGGCGGCGGAGGAGGAGCGGCCGUGUCGGCGCUGCUCCAGACUGCAAGAACAGACGGUAGCAAUGGAGAAGACUGUGACCUUGCUCAAGCAGGAUGUGCUAAAUAUGGUGGCAAGUGCCGAGACUGGAGAGCGAGCGCUGGCAGAUGCCCGGACGAAGAUACACAAGCUCAAACAGAAGCUCAAGCACAGCAGAUCGACAAUGGCCGAGUCGCAUGCGGCGCACCAGCAGCUUCCCGGCCUUCAACAAACCAUCGCUGCGCUGCAGGAGUGCCAAAGUGCGGUGGUGAGUUGUAAUGACCGGCUACUUCAGGAGAACGAGGACCUGCGCGAGCAGCACCGGGUGGAGAUGGACGAACUGCACUGGAGUUACCAGAGACAGCUGCGCGUGCUGAAGAAGACGGCAUCGGCAUCGUCGGCGGCGGAGAGAUCGACGUCACCACCGUCGUCAUCCUCGGCAACAUCUGGCCAGCACUGACGAUCACAUGCACAAAGCCAUUGGCCUAUACCGGAAUGUGCCAGCAAGACCACUACGAGCAGCAAUCUGGCUACACAUGAGCAGUGCUCUGUGUGCGAGGCCACACAUGAACAGUGCUACAGCGUAGAUCUAUGAGGCUACACAUGAACAGUGUUCUGAUGUGGGGCUACACAUUACUAGGCACUCAGUGCCCUGCGUGUGGUGACACACGUGAACAGUACCCUGUGUCAUCCUCGGCAGCAUCUGGCCAGCACUGACGAUUGCAUGCUCAAAACCACUGGCCUGACUACAGCGGAAUGUGCCAGCAAGACCUCCACCACCAUCGCCACCACCGGUAGCAACCUGGCUAGACAUACACAGUGUUCUGCGUGUGAGGCUACACUUGAACAGUGUCCCGGUGUGUGGGGACACCACGAACGGCAACCCGGUGUGUGAGGGUACAUACAAACGGUGGCCGAUGUACAAACCUACUUCGAAGUACACGUGAACAGUGCUACAGCGUAUGAGGCUAGACGUGAACAGUGCUACAGCGUAUGAGGCUAGACAUGAACAGUGCUACAGCGUAUGAGGCCACACAUGAACAGCGUUCUGAUGUAGGGCUACACGUUAACAGUACCCCGGCGUGUGGCGCUCGCUACUCAGGGCUCUUCUAUUGCACGUGCUGCCAGGCUGCAGACAGGAACUGACGCCCAGUGUUGACGGAAUGGGCCAGGCCUCGUGACAUGACGGCAAUGAACUACUGUGCAUGCAGUGCCGGUGCCGUACCGGGGGGCUAACACGAAACCAACGCACGUCAAUCUACAAUGUAAAAUGUAAACUGUAGAAUUGUACAUGCAGUCAUAUCCAGGUCUCCACAUCAGGUAAACCUACGCGACGCACACAUGCAAGUUGCCUGAACACAAACGUUCUGCUCUAUAGCUAUUCAAUUCACAACAGAUGAACUCUGAGACUGAGGAUUACUAAACUAUGCUAUUACAUCAUGCAUUACAUCAUGCAUAACAUCAUGCACCCUUGAUAUACUCGCAUCAUAAUUAUCUCUCUUAUCCCGACAACCCGCCGCGCCGGGGCACCCUUUGAGCAAGCUUUAUAGUGGAAUUAUUACUAGUCUUCUGCCACUUUCGUGAACAUCACAGGCCGGCCCUAUCAUCUGGCCUUUCACCAUCAAAAGUUCAAUUCAAAACGCACGUGAUUCGGA